Molecule: messenger RNA, 3615 nt
Organism: Cinclus cinclus
Lineage: Eukaryota; Metazoa; Chordata; Aves; Passeriformes; Cinclidae
Product: deleted in malignant brain tumors 1 protein-like
Exons: 18
Coding region: 1-3615 (1204 amino acids)
Cellular component (GO): membrane
Source: RefSeq, a predicted model, not a curated record
AUGGCGGCUCCAGGUGCGCUCGGGGGCUCCAGGUGCGCCCGGGGGGGGCUGGAGCUCACCUGGGGCCUCCUGGGGCUGCUGCACCUGGGCGGCAUUCUGUGCGCAGGUGAGCCCGAGGAGGGCCAGGUGCGCCUGGCCGGGGGCCCGCACAGGUGCGCGGGGCGCGUCGAGGUGUUCCACGCGGGCAGGUGGGGCACGGUGUGCGACGACGCCUGGGACCUGGCGGACGCGCAGGUGACCUGCCGCCAGGUGCGCUGCGGCCCCGCCCUCUGGGCUCCAGGUGCGGCGCAGUUCGGGCGCGGCUCAGGUGUGAUCUGGAUGGACGAGACCGAGUGCAGCGGCGGCGAGGCUCACCUGGCCGAGUGCCCCGCCCGCACCUGGGGCCGCAACGACUGCUACCAUGGAGAGGACGCGGGGGCCGUGUGCGCAGGUAAAGGUGCUCAGGUGUGCUCAGGUGUGCAGGUAAAGGUGCUCAGGUGUGCCCAGGUGUGCUCAGACUCUCUCGAGCCGGAGCCACCUCACCUGCGCCUGGCCGGGGGCGAGCACCGCUGCACAGGGAGGGUGGAGCUGCUGCACCUGGGCAGGUGGGCCGGGGUCUGCGGGCACACCUGGGGCCCGCGAGAGGCUCAGGUGGUCUGCAGGUACCUGGGCUGUGGGACCCCUCUGGCUGCCCCGCCUGGGCACACACCUGGGGACGCACCUGGGCACACACCUGGGCAGGUGUGGCUGGAGCAGGUGAACUGCGAAGGCACCGAGAGCGACCUGAGCCAGUGCAGGGCGGGGCCCUGGCAGGAGCGCACCUGUGCCCAGGGGGGCGUGGCCAACGUGACGUGCUCAGGCUCCGCACUGGCCACGCCCCCCCAGGUGCGCCUGGCAGACGGGCCGCACAGGUGUGCCGGCCGCGUGGAGGUGUCGCACCUGGGCAGGUGGGGCACGGUGUGCGAUGACACCUGGGGCUUCGCGGCGGCUGCCGUGGUGUGCAGGUACCUGGGCUGCGGCCAGGUGAUUGCGGCCCCACCCCGCGCACGCUUUGGGCCCGGGAGCGGCCCCGUGUGGCUGGACGGGCUCACCUGUACAGGUGAGGAGGGAGCACCCUCCGAGUGCCGCCAUAAAGGAUGGGGGGUGCACACCUGUGAGCACAGCGAGGACGCUGGAGUGGUGUGCGCAGGUUCGGGCCUGGCUGACCUGACUCACCUGCGCCUGGCCAAGGGCCCGCACAGGUGUGCUGGGCGUGUCCAGGUGCUGCACGAGGGGCGCUGGGGCGGGGUCUGUGGCCUCACCUGGGCCCUGCCCGCUGCUGACGUCACCUGCCGCUACCUGGGCUGUGGCCCCGCCCUCCGGGCCGGCCAGGUGAGCGUCGGGAGGGAGGAGCUCACCUGGGUGGAGUCGCUCAGGUGUAACGGCAGCGAGGGUGGCCUGCUGGAGUGCCAGGUGAAGGUGUGGGGCGCCCCCUACUGCCCGCACGCCACCGUCACCUGUGCGCAGCCAGGUGAGACCCUGGUCCCCCAAAAUGCGACCCUGUCACCCUCAGGUGUGACCACUGCACCCUCAGAUGUGCUCCCAGGCGAGGCCCCAACACACUCAGGUGCAACGGUGGCACCUUCAGGUGAGCCCCACAUGUGCUCAGGUGAGCAUGAGAAACCCCCAGGUGAGCCCGAGAAACCCCCAGGUGAGCCCCUGGUGUGUCCAGGUGAGCCCGAGGAGGGCCAGGUGCGCCUGGCCGGGGGCCCGCACAGGUGCGCGGGGCGCGUCGAGGUGUUCCACGCGGGCAGGUGGGGCACAGUGUGCGACGACGCCUGGGACCUGGCGGACGCGCAGGUGACCUGCCGCCAGGUGCGCUGCGGCCCCGCCCUCUGGGCUCCAGGAGUGGCGCAGUUUGGGGAGGGGGCGGGGCCGAUCUGGCUGGACCGGCUCAGGUGUGAGGGCAGCGAGGCUCACCUGGCCGAGUGCCCCGCCCGGCCCUGGGGGGAGCACACCUGUAACCACGUGGAGGAUGCCAGCGUCAUCUGCGCAGACUCGGGGCUGUCCGGGGUGCCCCAGGUGCGUCUCUCAGGUGCGCCCGACAGGUGCGCGGGGCGCGUGGAGGUGCUGCACGAGCACCUGUGGGGCACCGUCUGCGACGACUCCUGGGGGCUGCGGCAGGCGAAGGUGGUCUGCGCUCACCUGGGCUGCGGCCGUGCCCUGGAGGCGCCAGGUGCAGCCAGGUAUGGUCGGGGCUCGGGGCCCAUCUGGCUUGAUGACGUCACCUGCACGGGGGAGGAGCCAGAACUGUUCAGGUGUGCCCAUCGCACCUGGGGACAGCACAACUGUCACCACGGGGAGGACGCAGGUGUGGUGUGUGCAGGUAUGGACGGGUGUGUGCAGGUGUGCCAUGCAGAGGUGAGGCAGAGGAUCACCUGUCCGUCCCUCACAGGUAACUCCAGCUCAGCUGAGGUGCGGCUGGUGGCCGGGCCUCACCUGUGCGCAGGUAGGGUGGAGGUGCUGCACGAGGGGAGCUGGGGGACGGUGUGUGAGCACGACUGGGACCUGAGCGAUGCACAGGUAGUGUGCCGCCAGGUGGGCUGCGGGCCAGCGCUGGAGGCUCCAGGCGGGGCGCGGUUCGGGCAGGGCUCGGGCCAGGUGUGGCUGAGCAACCUCACCUGUGCAGGCAGCGAGCGACACCUGGGGCAGUGCCACGGCCCCACCUGGGGAGAAAACACCUGCGGGCACGACAAGGACGCGGGGGUCGUGUGUGCAGCCUCUCCCUCCACGCCCUCACCUGCCUCACCUGAGCACUCGGAGCUCUUCCAGGUGCGCCUGGUGGACGGGCCGCACAGGUGUGCCGGUCGUGUGGAGGUGUCACACCUGGGCAGGUGGGGCACGGUGUGCGACGACACCUGGGACCUGCGUGCCGCCCGCGUCACCUGCCGGCACCUGGGCUGCGGCCACGCCCUGAGCGCACCUGGGCGCGCGCACUUUGGGCCCGGUCGCGGCCCCGUGUGGCUGGACCAGGUGCGCUGCUCAGGUGAGGAGCACACCUUGGACAGGUGCAAACGUCCGGCCUGGGGAGAGCACGACUGCGACCACGGGGAGGACGCAGGGGUGGUGUGUGCAGGUACCGACCCCCCCCAGGUGCGGCUGCGGGGCGGCCCCGGGCCCUGCGCGGGGCAGGUGCAGGUGCUGCUGAACCACACCUGGCUGCAGGUGUGCGGCCUCACCUGGGGGCUGCCCGAGGCACAGGUGCUGUGCAGGCAGCUGGGCUGCGGCCCUGCCCUCAGCGCACCUGUGGGGCCGCACCUGCCGGGGGAGCUGCACCUGGCCGGGCUCACCUGCGAUGGCUCCGAGUCGCAGCUCCUCGAGUGCUUCGCUGAGGGGGCGGGGCCCGGCACCUGCACAGGUGGGGCCGCUCAGGUGCGCUGUGUCAUGCCCAAAGGUGCAGCCCCCACCUGUGUGUACCUGGUGGCGCUGUUGGUGCUGAUGAUGUCACUGGGUGGGGCCCUGCUCUGGCUCACCUUGCGGGCCAGGUGUGUCCCAGCUCACCUGGGCGCCCCGAGGGCCCCCAGCACCAUUUACCUGCCCAGGAGAGCCUCACCUGGUGAGACCGAGGUGCUGCAGCUGAAGGAGGACACCCCCUGA